Sabethes cyaneus is the source of this 1575-nucleotide messenger RNA. RefSeq names its product protein maelstrom homolog. Gene Ontology annotation, cellular component: P granule; nucleus. NCBI's taxonomy places the organism in Eukaryota, Metazoa, Arthropoda, Insecta, Diptera, Culicidae. Bases 1 to 1575 code for a protein of 524 amino acids. The record is from RefSeq and is a predicted model, not a curated record. Gene Ontology annotation, molecular function: sequence-specific DNA binding. Gene Ontology annotation, biological process: regulation of miRNA-mediated gene silencing; negative regulation of DNA-templated transcription; piRNA processing. The transcript has 2 exons.
AUGCCUAAAAAGCAAGCAGUGAAAGGUCCAUUUUUCUUUUUCAUGCUAGACUUCCGAAAACGUGAGGAAGCGAAGGGUAAAAGCUUUGGCGGCAUGGAAGCAGUCAUGAAUGCAGCAGGGCCGCACUGGAACAAGCUGACUGCCGAAGAACGCGAAGUCUAUAAGGACCGGGCAAAGGCAUACAAAUUGACUCCGAAGGCGAACUUCGGGGAAAAAUACACUUCCCAGGGGAUACCGUUUUCGCAAAUCGAAAAAGAAAAACAGGCUCGCCUCAAGAAGGAACAAACGAUACGGAAGGCAGUGGCCGAGUUGAUACAAACGGCCGUUGGUAAUAAUGCUCUGGAUAAGAUGGAGGUUUACUUGAUUUCGUUCAACUACUUUUGUAAAACUACUGCAGAGAUGUACAUCCCAGCGGAGAUGGCUAUUAUUCGUUAUAGCUUAGAGCAGGGCGUAAUGGAUAAGUUACAUACGUUCAUAAAUCCUGGUAAUAUUCCUCUCGGUUUGGCUUAUGAAGCCAAUAUACUAAGCGAAGAAACCCAUCGUAUACCAAUUCCUCCGGAUGCCAUGGGGGAAACCAGUUUUGCAGAACUAUUUGAAAAGAUAUUCGAUUUUGCACAAUGCAAAGGUAAGAAGCUUCGCCUUCUGUUCACAGAGGAAAAGCACGUUCCUAUUGUGGAGAACAUUUUGGAACAGUUUGCCAAAGAGGCCAAAUCAGAAUAUAAAUUUUUAAUUUGUCCUUUGGGAGAUUUUUUCUUCCAACUCAAACGUGCUUCUGAACAUGAGGGACUGGAUAUUUGUCUCUUUCCUGCCAAAACUGUAGCUGAUAUUUUACUGAAAAAGGAUAAUUAUGAGUAUACCAGCGGAAUCGCUUGUGAAUUUCAUGAGAAACUGGAGGUUUCUAGAUUUUGCUGCUUGUCGAAAAUAAUUCGACUUUCGUACAUAAUUUCGGAUAGCUGCUGUCUGGAUUUAAACAUUGAAAUGGUGGCCGGACGCCACCUUCCCAUGAACGCCGAUACAACUCUCUGUUCGGAUUUGACCGACACUGAAUCGAGAUUCCAUGAAAGCCAAACUGAUCGUAUGUCGUUCGUUUCGUCAUCAGACCUGACCCACGUCUCGCUGCCAAAAAUACAGAAAACUCGAAGCAAAAGCCCAUUCCGUGGACUUGAAAAUGAGUCUGUUCCAAUUAUAUACAGCUCUCGAGCGGGAGCUUCCGCGACAGAAACAGUAGAUAGAUGCAAUGUUUCAACAAAUCCAUUCCAUGAGUUUAAAAUGGAACCACAAGCUUCGGAAGCUAAGCAGCCGAAAUUGACUGACCCGAGAGCUUCUAGUGAGACCAUGCACUACAACCCGUUCAGCCGACAAGUAAAACUGGAAACUGUGCGCCAACCAAGGGAAAUUGGAGUCGUUGGACACGGCCGUGGCUCUUUGUUGGUUGCGAAAGAAUCCAGCGCACUGGCUGGCUUCGGUUCGCCAUUGGGUCUGGCCAUCUUUAGAGGAAUCGGUCGCGGAUCCGCUAUUCUUAGUAAUAUCUCUACAAUUUCUUCGAACAUGGCAUACACCAGCGACGAAGAUUGA